CCCACCACCACAGCUACCAGUUCCCAAACCAUGUCCAAACGGUGCUCCUUCUCCUCCGAGACACAAGCCACAGAGUCGCCCCUCGUUCCCUUACUACCAGCGUGGUAGAGCAAGGGGCUACAGGGGCGGGCUGUACCGAGAACACAUGUUUGAAGACCCAGCCGUGAUGAGGAUAGUCGAGGGUCGUCCAAACAUUAAGAGUCUUGACAGUGCCAUUGUGGAUUUUGGGAACGCUAUGUACCGGGAAAAUUUUGAGGAUGACAGCGCUAUAGUUUGUGUGAUUGAUGGUCCCAGAGGCCGUGGUCAGCGGCUGGACUCGCCAUAUCCAUUCUCUUGCUUCAGAGGGAGGAGAGAGCCCAGAGGGCUCUACUCCAGGAGGCCAUUUUGCCAAAGAGGUCUCUCCCAGAUGCAGGCACCAGUUCCAGAAACACCUGCCUUCUCACGGCAACCCCUGACUCCCAGGCAGCUCUACAAUCAGACGGGAAGGUUCAUAUCCCAUUCCGGCCGUCCUUGCCCUUCCACUCCGCAGUCUUUGCCUCCGAAGGUCUUGCAACUUCGUUUUGGCGCCAACUCGCCGACGCCAUCCCCUUUCUACAGCCCUUCCUCUAACCCGGUGCAGCAUUUCAGAUUCCCAGGACCAGUGACUCAACUCCACCCGCAACACAAACGCUUACUUAGUCAAAAACAACGCAUUUCCCACAGAAAGAUGGAAGACUUGGACCCUUACUGUAAUAUCAUGACGGCUAAAGAAAAGGAGUGGAUCAUCAGGCUUCAGAUGAUUCAGCUGCAAAGUGAGAAUCCUUACCUUGAGGACUACUAUUACCAGGAGUACUAUCGAAGAAUAGAAGCCAAGAUGGCAGAGGAGGAACUCGGCAUCCGGGGCAAGAGGGAGCCACCCAAGCUUACCACACCUUACAUCACAAAGACUGAGGCCUACACGCCAGUGGUGCACAUUGAAGGCUCCUUGGGUCAAGUAGCAGUGUCUACGUGUUACUCUCCUCGCCGUGCCAUUAGCGCCGUUCAUGGUGUCCAAGCUCACACGUCCCAUGAGGUACCGAAGGACAUCAGACAGCAGCGGUUAGAGGUCCUCAGCCAAAUAGAAAAGUUGUUUAUGACUCUGCUGGAGGUGGAAGAGAGCGGUAGGAAAAAUAGCAGCGUCCCGUCUGAAUCCGAAGGAGGACAGCUGAAGGAGAAAACCCAGUGGACGGCGGAGCACAUUUACACACAGAUGAAACAGCACAAUCUAGGAGAACCAGGAGGGGAGUUUCUUCCUUUCCUGUUCGUUUCCAAAGGCAAAAAGCUUCUGGCUCGUCUGCUUCCGUUCCUGAAGCGCGAGUCCACACUCAAAAUCUUGCAUAUUGUGACGUCCAACUUACCAACGCUGAUGAGCAGAGAUUCUGAAGAGAGCCUUCCCGUUCUCUACCAGCCUCUUCGAAAUGUGAUUGCAGCGCUAACGUUCAGUCAGCUCAUCAGGGUCCUCAAAGACCUGACCUCAUCAGAGUCCUUGUCAACGUACGAGUGUCUGACACUGGUGUGUCAGAACAAGUUUGGACUGUCCUUACUGUACGCGCUACUGUCCCAAGGAGAGAAGCUCCUGUCGUCCGGUGUCCCGCUCGAGCCCAGCAUCGGUGACUUUGAGACCUGGACGGACACAAUAUUUCAAGUGGCCGGUCAGCUUUCUCAGUGUUCACUCGUGGAGCCCCUCAAUCUGCCGUCCAACCUGCUCACUCUUUUCUGCCGGUACUUGGACAAGAGAACUGUGUGUCAGCUUAAAUGCAACAUGGAGUCUGCUACUGGAUUCCUGGCUCUUCCAUCUUAAGCGGGACAAAACUGCUUUGGUGUUAAAAGCAGCAGCAACACAGACCUGUCAUGAACUUCUCUGUCUUCCUAAUAUAUGGAACAAUGUGUUAAUAUACUGUUUGUUUUUUCCAGAUCACUUUAACCUUUAACUCUGAUUUCAGCAUUGGACACAUUGUUUGGUUGUUUUUCUUUUGUUUGUUUUUGCACACAAACCCAUUUCCAUUUCCUUUAUCUGAUCUUUUCCUUGGUCUCCUGUAGCUUUUUUUUUUUUUUUUUUUUAAACUUAAUGUUAAUUUCUUGUGCUCAACAUGCACGUAGCUUGUAGAGAAAUAGAUGAUAAGACAAGUACUAUCCACACUCAAUGAGUCGUGUUUAUAAAUCCUGUACAAUUGAACUCAAACCAAACGGUAUGUAUAAAUUCUGAAGAUGAUAGUUAGCUUAGCGUAGCAUUAUUUUGUAAAGUAGCCAAUCCUGUUGUGAAUAUCUUUUAAAAAAAAACCAACAGGGUGAACUUCUUUGAGUCUAACAGGGUAACCAGGGUAAGGAAGGUGUAAUGACUGAACAGUGGUUCAGCUGUACAGACUUUGUACAUAAGCCACAGAGUUUUUGGGGUUUUUUUUUUUUUUUUUGCGGGCGCAUGUAUUAAGUGUAAAGAAGGGGGG
This is a messenger RNA of Cynoglossus semilaevis (tongue sole), 2462 nucleotides long. RefSeq names its product PAT1 homolog 2 (gene patl2). Gene Ontology annotation, cellular component: P-body. Bases 146 to 1819 code for a protein of 557 amino acids. The transcript is spliced from 16 exons. Gene Ontology annotation, biological process: deadenylation-dependent decapping of nuclear-transcribed mRNA; P-body assembly. Lineage: Eukaryota; Metazoa; Chordata; Actinopteri; Pleuronectiformes; Cynoglossidae. The record is from RefSeq and is a predicted model, not a curated record. Gene Ontology annotation, molecular function: RNA binding.